This is a messenger RNA of Racocetra fulgida, 681 nucleotides long. NCBI's taxonomy places the organism in Eukaryota, Fungi, Glomeromycota, Glomeromycetes, Diversisporales, Gigasporaceae. The record is from the annotation of a GenBank genome assembly.
AUGUCACAACCAAUUUCACAACAACAAAUUUCACAACAACAAAUCUCACAACAAUGUAUGAGAAUUUCUGCGCUCUACAAACCUACCAAUCCUGCAAUGGAAGUUGAUGCUUUUAAACUUACAUUACCAACUCCUUUAACAUCACCCAAUCCAGGUCCAACAAUUCCUCGAGUUCAAUCAUUUCAUGGAUAUCCUUCAACUCCUUCUUCACCUACACCGAUCACACCAAUUCAAUUAGAUGAACAAAGUUCUUAUAUGAAAACUUUAGCUACAUCAGGAACUGUUACACCUCUCUCACUUUCUGAACGUCGCGAGAGAAAUAAAGUAGCAUCAGCAAAAUAUCGCGCAAAAAAACAUAAACAAAAUCAAGAAAUGAGUUCACAAAUUAACGAAUUAAUUGCCGAAAAUAAUGUAUUAACGAGACAAUUAGAAGAAAUGAGAGCCGAAAAUAAUGAAUUAAAAGAUUUAGUUGAUAAACUUAAAAGUAAAUUAGUUGAAGGAAAAAUAUUGAAAAGAUUAGGUCGUGGGGCAAAAUUAACCGCUGCUGUAACCAAUACUAUUGGAACCACUACUGAAGGACUUGCUUCCCUUUCUACAACCGUAAGAAAAGGUACAAGACGAAAUGGUUAUAGCGGCCAUGCAAAAGGAACUGAAGCCACUGCAAAAAAUUCCAGAAAAUAA